UGCUCCACGAGAGCUCCCCUAGACCUCCUCACACCCGAUCAGCCCAGAAAUAUGCCCCGGACGCAGCGUUGACCCGAUCCGGACACACUCAAACUUUUGCUUUGUUUCUCUACGAGUCCUGUAGCCGCCGUGGACUCGUCAUGUCGGAGCCGUGAGCACUGGCCCAUGGCUGGACCGAGGUUUGUCUAGACUUGGGGCAUGCGGAUAGUGGACCACGGACACAGACACGAGACACAGUCCACGCGAGGUUAAGCGCGAGCAGAGCAUUAGCAGACACCCUUGUAAAUGUUUGACCAAACCACGGCGAUGGGAGAUGGGAGCCACCGCUGUGGACCCAACCCGCUGUGCCCGGACCGGAGCCGGUCCCCGGUGCAGAGCUCCACGGACACACCGGGCACCUCCGCCUCCACCCCCACGUCCUCGAGCGAAGACGGCCACGACAAACUGUUGGGAGUGGACCCGGACUACUGCCGCAGGAUCCUGGUCAGAGAUGCCAAAGGCACGAUAAGAGAGAUCGUGCUGCCCAAAGGCCUGGACUUGGACCGGCCUAAGCGCACGCGAACGUCGUUCACGGCGGAGCAGCUGUACCGGCUCGAGCUCGAGUUUCAGCGCUGUCAGUACGUAGUGGGGCGCGAGCGCACCGAGCUGGCCAGACAACUCAACCUCUCUGAGACACAGGUCAAAGUUUGGUUUCAAAAUCGAAGGACGAAGCAGAAAAAGGACACUACGAAGGAUUCGGACAAACGCUCUUCCUCCACCUCCGAGUCUCUGGCGACCUGUAACAUCCUGAGGCUGCUGGAGCAGGGCAGGCUCCUGUCAGGACCAGCUCCCCCUCCUAACCCCCUCCUGGGACCUCCGCCGCACCCCAAUGGCUCCCUCCUGAGCAGCCCUGGAGCUUCCUCCACCUCCCCCAGCAUCAGCAGCACCCCGCCCAGCUCCCUGCCCGGGGGCACCUUUGGGCUCUCCCUGCCCUCUUUGGGGGGCACCCCUCCCUCACCGCGCCUGGGUGUCCCACCUCCACACUCUCUGUGCUUCUCCAUGCCACUGCUAGGGGGCGCUCACCAUGAACUGACCUCUGCUUAUGGCUGUGGCUCCUCUGCCUUUGAGCCAUACAUGCGACUGGACAGAAAGGAAGCGGACCUGGGGGGGAAGAAGACAGUCUCCUAAACGGUAUUUGAGUAUUUGAGGUCUUUACACUGAUAUCGGUUUGACUGUUAAAGAGAAACCACCCGUGGAAAGAGGAACUUUUUGUUUUUGACAAACUGUGACCAGGACACCAUGUGAAGGAGAAAAACUCUUCCACAAUAAAAAAAGACUUGUGAAUUUCUCCCCUGUUGUGUGUCGCCCUGACGACUCUCAGUGGUUUUAAGUGACUCUCACUUUUGUCCCGUGCGUUUGUGUGCGUGCUGUUUCUCUAUACAGGCCUUCAUUUUACUGUUCAGGAAAAAAUACUUGACUUGGAUCAUUCAGUCUAAAGCAGCAUUGAAUGGAAACCGUGUUUUUCAAAAAUAGCAGUUUGUACACAUCUCUCAUCCAAGUGGCCAUGUUUGAGUUUAGUUUUGUGCUAUCACUUAUGAAACAGAAAAAAAUGAAUCGUAGCAUCUUAAUAUCAGUCUGUUAUGUGUCCAGAGGUAGUUUUGUAAAUUCUUUAUUUGGUUGUGUUUGUGUAAGAAACAAUAUUUGGUAGGAUCUGGUCAGAACGGUACAAAAAUCACAUAUCUAGAUCCAAUUGUAGGGGAAAAAAGAAAACAAAAGCUGGUUACACUCUGCCAAAGCAAGAAAUGAUGAAGCUUCACAACACGGACAGACUUAUUUUACACUGUUAAAUCACUAUUUCACAUCUUUUGUAAAAAUACUUUGACCAAGUUUGUGGAAAAACAUUGUAAAGACGUUUAUUUAAGCUUAAAAUUCAGCUCUUAAAAAUCAAGUUGUACGAUAUUUUAUCGUCUUUUACACACUGUACAUUUUAAAUAAGCUAGGCCCUCUAAAAAUACCCCAAAACAUUAUUUAUACUUUAUUUUUA
Boleophthalmus pectinirostris (great blue-spotted mudskipper) is the source of this 2023-nucleotide messenger RNA. It is a transcript of the gene vax2, whose product is annotated as ventral anterior homeobox 2. The coding region runs from base 286 to 1167 and encodes 293 amino acids. Gene Ontology annotation, molecular function: DNA-binding transcription factor activity, RNA polymerase II-specific; DNA binding. Gene Ontology annotation, biological process: regulation of DNA-templated transcription; brain development; neuron differentiation. The transcript is spliced from 3 exons. NCBI's taxonomy places the organism in Eukaryota, Metazoa, Chordata, Actinopteri, Gobiiformes, Gobiidae. The record is from RefSeq and is a predicted model, not a curated record.